GCUCAGUCAGGUAGACUCAUGUUAGGGUUCAACGACACUCUAAGGACAGGUCGCAUACAAGUUCAUUUAGUGUAUUACAUUUAUAUUUUUUCAAAUGUUAACACCACAUGCUAACAUCUUCAAAAUCCAUUCUUUGGGAACUUCACAUGAAUUAAUGUAAUAAGACAAAACUGCAAAGUAUGGUGCACAUGGGAAAAUCUGUGCAUAUUUCUUAUAAAGGAAGCUUUUUAACACACGUGACAAAACUGACCAUCUAACUAUAUAUCUUUGGUAAAAGCUGAGUUUGGUCCAAACAGGAGUACGUGAACUCCGGGUUGUUCAAACAGCAGUGAUUACUACAGAGGAGGUUGUUACUCAUUAGACAGGGCAGAGCGUUCUGUAUAAGAAGGUGGAUGACUCCAGUCACAUCCUCCACAUUGUGUUAAGAUUCACACAGUUGUCUUCAGCCUCCAGCCCAGUAGGAUCUUCUAGAAAACAUGGACUUCAAUGGAACAUGGCAGGUGUACUCCCAGGAGAACUACGAGGCGUUCCUCAGGGCCUUGGAUCUCUCAGAAGAUGUUAUCAAGAUGGCCAAGGACAUCAAGCCGGUCACUGAGAUCAAACAAACUGGUAAUGACUUUGUUGUCACCUCCAAGACCCCUGGGAAGUCUGUGACCAACUCCUUUACCAUCGGCAAGGAGGCUGAUAUCAACACCAUGGACGGCAGGAAGCUCAAGUGCACUGUCAAGAUAGAGGGAAGCAAAAUGGUCUGCAACAUGGGCAAGUCCUUGCACAUCUCUGAGCUCCAAGGAGGAGAGUUGAUUGAGACUCUGACCAUGGGCUCAACAACUCUCAUCAGGAAGAGCAAAAAAAUGUAAACCUUGCAGUGAAGAAACACAUGUCUAUUUAAAUAAAAUUGUUGCUUAAUAAUUGUGGUUUGCAUCGUCUUGUUUGAGAAAAUGUCUCUCUUUGAAAAGGCUUAUCCCAACAUUCAGUGUUGUAAAGUUACUAAGUAGAUUUUGAGGUAAUUGUACUUUACUUGGGCCUUUUUUUUGCUACUUUGUCAUUCUUCUCCACUGCAAUUCAGAGGUUAAUCGUGUAAUGUUACUCCACUGCAUUUAUUAAAUACCUUUAAUUACUUUGCAGAUUUGGAUUAAUGAUGUGAAAUAUAAUCAACACUUAAAUAAGGCUUUGGUUACACCUGGAGUAAUAUUCACUAUAGCUACACUGCAGUAUACAAAGUUAUUAAAACAUGCUCCACCUUUACCAACUUUGAUAAAACUUGAAUGCAAAUCACAUGAUACGUAUAUAUUAUUCUGGAAUGAGCCACUCU
This is a messenger RNA of Notothenia coriiceps (black rockcod), 1312 nucleotides long. RefSeq names its product fatty acid binding protein 10a, liver basic (gene fabp10a). The transcript has 4 exons. The record is from RefSeq and is a predicted model, not a curated record. NCBI's taxonomy places the organism in Eukaryota, Metazoa, Chordata, Actinopteri, Perciformes, Nototheniidae. Bases 477 to 857 code for a protein of 126 amino acids. Gene Ontology annotation, molecular function: lipid binding.